AAGGGGGAUGCUGCAGCCCCGUCCUCCUCAUAUCUCUCUCCACCCAGCCCUAGAAUAAAAAGCACCGGUGACGUGCGCGCAGAGGAGCACCCAGCACUAUGUGCGCGCCCACGGGAGGGGCCGAUAGAAAAUGGCGAGUCUGUGCAAAAGGCAGCAAUGCACGAUAGAGAGGCGCGGCUUUCGGCAGGAACUUGACUCUUGGAGGCACAAACUCAUUCACUGUGUAGGCUUUGAAAGCAUCUUGGAGGGCUUGUUUGGGCCGGGACUAGUCAAGGACAUCACUCUUUUCCAAGACUGCGAGCCAGAGGAAGUGUCUGACUGGUCCUUCGAUGAAAACUGUCUCUUCUGCUGCUUAAGACGUGAGAAAAACAAGCAGCACAGCGUGGAAAACGGUGGAGGCGGCCACGUGCUCUUGGAGUGCGAGGACUUCAAACAGGGGCAGUCUCGGAUCAGCCGGCUGGAGAGACAGGCCCGAGAUUUCCUCAAUGCUGUGUUCCACAAAAAAGACCUCCCAAGUUUCUCUGACCCCCACAUUCCUCUAGUGGCUCGUGAGAUCAUGCAGCGAAUGAUCCACCAGUUCGCUGCCGAAUAUACCUCAAAAACUACUCAGGAAGACCUGCCCCUGCCCAACGGCACCAUGAAGGACCAAAGCCUGUCGAGAGCGGUGUCUCUGGCACCGGCCCCGAGCUCCCCGGUCGGGCCCACGCCCAGCUCCCCUCCAUCGUCUGCCUCCUCCUCUCCGUCCCCGACUCCGGGAGCCGGCUUUAGCCCCACCUCCGCUGCUAUCACCUCAGCGCCCACCGGCAUCCAGAGCAGCAACGGGACAGGAGUUGGCAUCAUCGGAGGAGGAGGAGGUACGGCUGCUGCCUCUGCACAGAACCCGGUCCUCAGCAAGCUUCUCAUGGCGGACCAGGACGGGCCGCUGGACCUCACCGUCAGAAAGGCCCAGGCGGAUCAGGAGCCCAGCCAGCAGGACGGUGUCUUGGACCUCUCCACCAAGAAGAACAACAGCAGAGGAGGCCCCAAAACUCUGACAGGCUUCACCCUCACACCUGGGGACAAAAGACAUUUGCUGAAGGCAGAACGCACCCUGUCAGAAGUAGAAGAAGAGGAUGGCCUACUGCAGAAAAGUUUGCAGGAUGGACUGAGGGAGAGCUACGUCAUCUCCAACUCCUUCAAGCCGCCGCUGGCCCGCUCGCUGCGCAUCAAGGAGGAGCUACUUAGCCAGAAGCACCGCCUGUUAAGCCAGCCAGCAGCUCUUUCUUUGGCCAACCUAGAGUCGGCUGGUUUGCUUAAUCAUGGCCAAUCCCACUCCUUACUUAGUCAAAAGGGCUCCGCUUCUCUCUGGGAAAGCAAGGCUCACCUCGAAAGCCUGAUGAAGCUGAAGCAGGCUGGUGGAGCUCUAAACGACCUCAAAGACCUGCCUACAUUCCUGGAAAAUCACCACCACAACCACCAUGGAGCCUUCUCAUAUAAGAGUUCCCUGCACCAACACAGCCACAAUCAGGUGUCUAAGGCUCAGCAUCACCUCAACGAAGGCAAGAGAGAGCAAGGCCAUUCGCCGCCCGUCGACCUAAAGAUCCCACAAGUACGGGGAAUGGAUCUUUCCUGGGACUCCCAUGCCUCUGAGCUGUACGGUUAUGGAGCCAUGGGGGUCGGGGCAGGCGGCCAUGGUGACAACAGUCUGAGUCGAAAGCUGAGAGCCAUCCUACCCAAGCAGAACCGUCGGGGUGGAAGUCUGGGAAGCCUGCUUGACGGAGCCGCCGAGUACUGGAACUCUGACCUGGACAGUUCCACCUCGGGGCCGGCGUACUCUAUCUCUGACGUGGAAGUGGACCCAAGCUCAAAGCAGCCAAGGAAGAAGAGGGGCCGUUAUCGGCAGUACAACAGUGAGAUUCUGGAGGAAGCCAUAGCAGUAGUGAUGAGCGGGAAGAUGAGCGUGUCUAAGGCACAGAACAUGUACGGCAUCCCUCACAGUACCCUUGAGUACAAGGUAAAGGAGCGCAUGGGAACCCUGAAGAACCCCCCAAAGAAGAAGCUCAAGCUGAUGAUGAAGAUGGAAGCAGGAGGCCAGGAAUUCGCGGGGGAGCCGGAUAACGCGUCAACGACGACCCCGCGAGACGACAGCCUGGCGCUAGCUGCCUCCGAACUCAAGGAAAACACAAAGGAGAAAACUGAUGACGAAUCCAAACCAAUGGACUAAACAACCCACACAUGUAAAACCUCAGUCACGCGGCUUAUGUCAAUUUAAACACGGACGGGGCUUUCUUUUGUGCCAAUUUACUUUGCAGUAUCUGGGUGAGCACAAACGGAGGGAUGGUAUGAGGAGGUCUCCUAAGUAAAAAAAACAACAAACUGCAGAGAAACAUCUAAUCAGACACCUUGUGAUCCGCAGCGCCCGCCAGGUGCUGAACAAGCAUUUGUUUAGCUUUUAUAUCCAAAGCUUAACAAAUGCCACUAAGGACAUUAGUUCAAUGACAAUUUAUGGAAAUUCCUUAAGCAUGCUGAUAAUCCCCCCCUCCCCCCCAUAAAAAAAAACACCCCACCUCUCCUUUUUUCUGAACUUUACACACGGCUCUGCUGCUGCUUAUAAGUGGAGUUUGGGCUCUGGAUGAAUUCUACUGCUGAGGAAAACAUAAGAAUGUUUAAAUUCAAAAAGAAAAUUUGGAAAUUUGGACCCCCCCCACCCCUUUUCUAUAGAAUUUGCUGAAAUUGGUCAGUGAACUGUUUCUUACAUUUGAAAAGCCAACUGUAGGAUUGAAUCAUCCCAUCGUUUCCUCACAAAGGUUGGGAAUCAAACCCGUUCUCCUCUUGCCAGGUAGCCAUGAUGCUUUAACUGCAAACUUUUUCUUUCCUCCUUAGAAAUAUAAUCUCUGUGCAGACGAAAGCAACAUUAACCCGUCCUCUUGUGAGCAAGAGGAGACACAAAAGUCAUUCAGGGAUGCAUGUUUGUGAGUUUCGUGGACACUACUGACUUCUGUAAUCAACUCCUUUUUCUUCUCUCUUUUCUUUUUCAUUUGGUUUGCUUUCUUUUGCACUACACUUUGGGUCUGGCGCUUACAGACCACGUUACCUCGGCAUUGUUGCCCAUGCAUCAUGCACUUAUUAUGGUCUGUCUCUGAAGCCCAGUCGCAACCUUGCAACGGGUCAGAGGUGCACAUCGCCUUUCGGAUGCUGAUUCAUUUUCUGACGCGGGACGCGCCGAAUCCACCCCCCUCCUUUCUGUUUGUUUUCGUUUUCUCGCCAAGGGAUAACUUGAAGGGUACUCUGAUUAUGGAUCAGCUGUUUUUAGGGCGGGAUGCUACCUCAUGGACCUCCUUCAGUCUGACACUGCUGAUCCUGGAAAAAGGCGGAGCCGCCUUCGGGCGUCAACUCCGAAGUGAGCUCCACUCCCUCACGGACCUCUAACUGGACGACGGCCUUUUUUUGGAUCAGAAUAUGAAACUGUGCUGCUAUCCAGUUCAUGGUCUUGACUCCUGCAAAGGCUUCAGCUGGCCCAGGCUGAACUAUUUGAACUUGUCUUAGUUAAUAACAUAUUGCUGAUGUUUGUUUUUUUUCUUUGUCGUCUUGUUUGGGUUUUUUUUUUUUUUUAGCAGACUAAGCAGAAGCAGCUUGGUUUAGAAGUUUUAAACAAAAAAAAAUCCCCCCCGCACCCCCUCAAACCUCAAAGACAGUUUAAAAGCAGUUAUGUAUGAAACAAUGUGCAUUUAUGGUGGGGAGGGCGGGUGGGUAAUAUGCAGCGGGAGGGGUUAGUUGUUAGGUGGGGGAGAGGCAGAUUUUAAUAUAUUUUAAGUUAUUGUGACUGAUUAUGUAAAAGCCAAUCCAUGAUUCUGGGUGUUUUAGGGGUGUUUUUGUUUUUUGUUUUUUUUUCUCUUCUCAUUUUUAACUCAGGGUAACUGAGACAGAAGACGUGGGUUGCUAACACGGUGAUUUCUCGUUGGACCUAUAGUAGACCGAGAGGAGGACAGGACGGGCCUCUCACAAAGUUCUUUCUUUUCAAUUACUGUGGCGGUGCCAUCGCAGAGUAGACCUGCUACCGAGACAGGAAAGAACAGGAAAAAUACGCUGAACGCCGGCUUUGUGAAUCGAACUUGUUGAGCUGAACUAAAAUAGCACUUUCUCCAAGAGUAAAACAAGUUUGAGGUUAUGCAUGUAGUGUAGCUCUUCUUUAAAGCCGACGGAGCAGAGAGCGAUGAGCGGGGCUGGAUAAAGCUUUAGUGUGUGACGACUUUCCAAAAGUUGCAGCCCGAACCCAAACCUCCGUGCUGAAGUUGGAGAGCUGGAACAAGUUUGUUUUAGUGUAGCGUCUCAUUGUUCCCCCUCCUCUCAUUGAAAUGUCGCUCUUUGCUUUGGACGCUGCCUGCCGCCCCCCUCCCAGUCUGAUGAUUGAUGAUUCACUACUUUGCAAAUGUAUUUUGUUAUUUAUUUGUUUAUUUUCUCUCUAAAUGGCAUGCACUGCUUUUAUUUUGGCUGAGUUUUGCGUUAAGUGUUAUUGUUAGAGCAUCGAAUAAUUAAUCAUUACCAUGAUAUGUGUGAACUGUAAACGAGUUACAAUCUAAUUGGAAUUGAACUGAUCUACAAUCGCGUCCCCUCCCCUUGUGGUUAUUGGUUCCCCACAUCGGGCUUCAGACGAUCCUGCAUGAAAUGCAUCCAACACUUAACAACGCAAAGCGUUGAAAGUGUCUAAAAGGCCGCUGCGUAUAUCCAGUCAGAGCCGGCGUAGGACAAUGCACUGAUCUGAGGGGAAACAUGCAGCCCACCCAAACCAGCCGUGAGGGUUAGUUUUAGAAAACUAAAUUAAUGUUUGGGCUUAUUCCUUUGUUAAAGAGAAUAAAAACAAAGGUAAAAAAAAUCUUCUUUUUAGCCACUUUUAAUGUAAUGCAUAUAAAACAUAAAAACAAAUGUGAAGAAUCAGCUAAAUUGACAUGAAAUGCACUGAUUUGCAUGGACAAAUUCAACCAGCACUUAGAGUGAAUUCCCCUAAGAGGGGCAAAGUCCUCCAAAAGCCAAACGAAAUCUAUCAAAUGCUCCUCGACCCUUACUGGUCGUUAGAGCACUUACCUUUUCCUCCUUAUUGUCAUUGUUUUGUACAAAGUCUUUUCUUUUUUGGUCUGUUCAGCCGGAUCAUACCUACCAAGGUGCAUGCCAUUUCAGUUUUACACUUAUUUCCAUAUUUUGUUCUUUUUCUUUAAGUGUAAACGGUUAACAGAUCCACCUGUCCAAAAAAAAACACCCCUCUUUAAAGUAAGUCUCAGCACAUAUUUCAAAACGACACCUCGCAUGUCUGUUAUGCACAUAUACCAAGAAUGUAGUGAAAGGAACCUCUCAGAUUCACCUCGUUUUCUAACAGACUGUUGUCUUUUUAUUCUUCUGCUAAUAUCGGUUCUUUACGCUGCUUUCAUCUGUAUAUUGGAAACACUCCAACAGUAGCCUUGGUACUGUUAAUGUCUCAGGAUUCAGCCAAUAAGUUGGGUGGCGAUAUUUGUCAGUCAGAAAAAGGCACAACCUUAACUACCUACACUUUGUUUAUGGACAUGUACUACAGACGGAUGACGGAUUAACAUUUUGGAGGAAACCACGCCUUCUUAACUGGUUUCACUCGUGUGAGAUUUGCAGGAAUGAGCGAGUUUCACAAUCUCUCUUCAAGAAACAUUUAGAAAGACAGAGCAUGCAAAGACACCAAAAAGCUUUGGAAGAAGUCGUCAUUUCCUGGUCUUAUGCUAGGUUUAUACCAGCCGCGUUGAACAGCCAACGGUAAAAGUGACGCAGCCGUACACCUCCAAAUCGUAACUUGGCUUGGAUCUCGUCUUCAUUGUUGGGUUUGUAAAAGGAAGAACUGAAAUACACAGUAAUGCAUUUUCAUACGGCUUCUGCAGAAGGAGAGACAGUUGAACCCCAGACUCAAACACACUGUCUCCCCCUGGACCUCCUCCGCAGAGCGUUUUAUUAACACAACA
Messenger RNA from Cyprinodon tularosa, 5957 nucleotides. RefSeq names its product ligand dependent nuclear receptor corepressor (gene lcor). The transcript has 7 exons. Gene Ontology annotation, biological process: regulation of transcription by RNA polymerase II. Gene Ontology annotation, molecular function: DNA binding. Lineage: Eukaryota; Metazoa; Chordata; Actinopteri; Cyprinodontiformes; Cyprinodontidae. The coding region runs from base 131 to 2203 and encodes 690 amino acids. Gene Ontology annotation, cellular component: nucleus. The record is from RefSeq and is a predicted model, not a curated record.